AUGGGAGAUGAUUGUAAUACGAGAAAGGUUGUCAUGCGGCUACUUGAAGGUGCAGGUGUACCAGCUCGUAAUCUUCCGAUGGAUCGAUUGCAGAGGCAACUCCAGAGAACAAUAAGCGGGAAGAGAUGCUUCGUUGUGAUGGAUAAUAUGGUGGAGGAUGAUCCUCUUGAUCGGCACAAGUUAAAAGACUUGUUCAAGGGCUGUGCAAGGGGCAGCUGUGUCUUACAGUUACUCACCACCACCAGUAAAAAGCAGGUUGAUCAAUCCUAUUGUUUGGAUCAAAAAAUUGAUGAACAAGUGAGGAGUUAUAAAGAUCUUUUAAAUGGGAUCAGAGUUGCAAAUGGAGAGCGGAGGAGGCCAAUUCACUCUUUUGUACCUCAAGAUGUGGUUGUCGGGAGGGAGGCUGAGAAACAAGCAAUCAUAGAGCAGUUGUUGGAGGAGAAUAUGGAAGAGAAUCCAUUGGUCAUUCCCAUUAUAGGUAUUGGAGGAUUAGGAAAAACAGCCCUUGCUCAACUCAUUUUCAACGACGACAAGAUUGAAUCUCAUUUCGAUCUUAAAACUUGGGUGGUUGUCACUGACGGCGCCUUUGAUGUGAAAGCAAUUAUUGAAAAUAUUAUUCAAUCUGUAACCGGUAAUUGGCCAGAAGACCUUGGCUUUGACCGACUCGAAAUUCUUCUUCGUCAACAAAUGCGAGGAAAGCGUUAUCUCCUCAUUCUUGAUGAUGUGUGGAACGAGGAUGAAGUCAAAUGGAAGCAGCUAAUAGACUUGCUAUCAGACGGUGCACAUGGGAGCGGAAUUAUUGUAACUACUCGUAUUCAAAAAGUUGCAAAGAUUACAGGUGAGAAGCAUCGACAUGAGUUACAGAUACUAGAUGAAGAUCAGUCUUGGGAGCUAUUCCAGGAAGUUGCCUUUGUGCAAAUAGUACAUCCAACUGACCCAGAAAUUAAAAUUGGAAGAAAGAUUGCGAAGAAGUGUGGGGGAGUCCCUCUCGUGAUAAGGACAAUAGGAAGUAUGUUGUUUACUAGAGAUCCAGAAACAGAGUGGCAGCCGUUCCAUGAUAAGGAGCUUCCAACGAUAUUAAAAGAUGUUACAACAACAACAACAACAACAACUGCUCUUGGUGUUAAAGCAGUUCUUGAGUUGAGUUAUGGUCAUUUGCCAUCUCCGUUGAAAGAAUGCUUUAAUUGCUGUGCACUGUUUCCUAAAGAUUAUGAAAUUGACGUAGGGACGCUCAUAUCCUUGUGGACGUCGCAUGGAUUUAUAGAUCCGAGAGGGCAGCAAGGUCUCGAGAAAGUAGCUUAUGAUUCUUUUAUGGAUUUACUUGGAAGAUCUUUCUUUCAAGAAACUAAGACGGACGAGUUGGGCAAGAUAACAAAAUGCAAAAUGCAAAACUUAAUGUAUGAUCUUGCAAGGGAAAAGGCUGGGAAAGUUUAUGAUACUUUACGAUUACAGGACCACAGGUCUAAUGAUGGUUCGCUUAGUCAUGCAUCGUUAGAUUUUCAUUUCGACUCAUCCUGGCAGUUUCCAACUGCAUUAACUGAAUCAAAAGAGAUUCAUAGUUUGAUUUUUCCUAGGCAAUUUCGAUGGCCAAUUGAAUGCAGAUCAAGUGAGUCUAUUUGUGAUGUAAUUCUACAAUUCAAGUCGUUACGAAUGUUGGACUUGCACAAUUCUGGAAUUAAGAUAUUACCGGAUGCUAUUGGUGAGUUGAUAGAUCUAUGUUAUCUGGAUCUUUCUCAAAAUGUGAAUAUCAAGUCACUGCCGAGUUCUAUUAGUAGGCUAAAAAACCUGCAGACUCUGAAACUCAAUCAUUGCAGCAAUCUCCAAGCAUUGCCAAGAGGCAUUACGAUGUUAAGCAACCUAAGAAAUCUCGAAAAUGAGUCUUGUUAUUGUUUGACUCAUAUGCCGCAAAGACUACGUCAACUAUCUCAACUUCGAAGAUUAUCAGAAUUUGUUUUGAGUAAUAGCCUUGGCUCUCUCUCAAACAAAGGUGGCAAGCUCGACGAACUACGUAAUCUAAUCCACUUGGGAGGCAAUCUCAAAAUUAAAAAUUUGAGCUGUCCGAAGAGUGAUCAAACAAAAGAAGCAGAGUUGAAACACAAAACAGAUCUUCUAUCUUUAAUUUUGAUUUGGGAUAUUAACGCUUCUGUUAAUGAAGCUGAUUAUAAGACGGCACUGAAAGAGCUUGAGCCACAUCCAAAUCUCAGAGAACUAUCUAUAUCUGCUUAUGGUGGGAGCGAGUUUUCACGUUGGCUUCUAUUGCUCAAAAAUCUUGUCAAAUUAUCUUUAUCAAGAUGCAAUGGAUGUCAUUGCCUACCGCCACUUGACCGCUUGCCUAAUCUUAAAGUAUUGGUAGUAGAUGAGUUAAUGAAGCUGGAAUACAUUUUGGAAAAAUCAUCGCCAAUUGAAUCAAAAACACCGUUUCCAUCCUUGAAAGAGCUUCAACUUACUAAUUUGCCAGAGCUAAAGGGAUGGAGGAAAGGUGCAUCAGAAAAUGUUGAAGAAGAAACUACAUUUACUUGUCUUUCUAAAUUGGUUGUUGAGAAUUGCCCCAAACUGACUUCCAUGCCUCCUUUUCCAUGUCUAGAAGAACUACUAGUGCUGCAGAACACUAGUUGGGAGCCUUUCAAACGAACUACUCUCUUUAAAUUGAGGGCACUACAUAUCAUUGAUAUGCCCGAUGGUGAUCAUAAUAUGUGGCAGUCCCUUCCCAGCCUCCGUUCUGUGACAUUGGAUCAUCUUGCUGAUAUAAAUGAUCAUCUUGAAAGACUUCAACAAGUGACCAGCCUGCAGCAACUCCAUAUAUGGCGCUGUGACAAGUUAGAGGAAAUUCCGAGUUGGAUCAGCAAAGUCAAAACGCUCAAGACAAUUUCAAUCAAGCUGUGCCCCAAUUUGUUAAUUUCGCCGGAGGGAAUUAACCUCUUAACCUCUUUAAGAAAGGUGGAGAUUGAGGACUGUCCUCGAGUUUCUCACAUCGAAAACAUGCUUAAAGAUCCAUCAUACACUUAUUCAAAAUCCUCUACUGUCUCAGGAGGCUUGCGUGGUUGAUGUUCUUGCUUCUCAUGCCUCUUUUCUGGAUUCUCCAAGCUGGUGGCUUCUGGCUUCGUCGGUUUGAAUUGAUUUAUCCUCAUGUGAAUAACCACUUUGUACUUGUGUCCAAGGAUUAUAUUUGUUCAAUUUGUUUGCUUUUUGGUGGUGUGAGCUUGAGUUGUGUGUUUAGUUUAGUUUAGUUUAGUUUGUUUUAUACGUCUUUCUUUAUUUCUGACUUUGUAUUAUUUUCUUAGUUUCAUGAAUAUAUGGGUACUGCCUUGGGGCUUUUUCAGCAUAUGAUUAUUUUAUGAUGCUUUUUCCCCUUGGUAAGUCCGCUUUUAAUUUAAAAAAGUUUCAAUUAAGUCUGGAGGAGACUCUUGAUAACAUGUUGCAGUUUGUUACUUGGAAACUAAAACAAAAACUAAAACUAACUCAAUGAGCUGUCCGAUUCUGAUUUGGUCCUGUAUUGCUAUUAAGUUCCAAUGUGUAAUCUUGUUCAUUCCUAAUAAAGGCUGUGUAUUUUGAUAGAUUGAGGGC
Humulus lupulus (European hop) is the source of this 3564-nucleotide messenger RNA. RefSeq names its product putative disease resistance protein RGA3. Gene Ontology annotation, molecular function: protein binding; ADP binding. Gene Ontology annotation, biological process: defense response to other organism. Bases 1 to 3045 code for a protein of 1014 amino acids. The record is from RefSeq and is a predicted model, not a curated record. The transcript is spliced from 3 exons. NCBI's taxonomy places the organism in Eukaryota, Viridiplantae, Streptophyta, Magnoliopsida, Rosales, Cannabaceae.